AUGCUUCGAAGACCGGUGGUGUGUGAGAGGCUGGACGAUGGAAACGUGGACUCCGGAGCUGAAACUGCCGAAUCGGAUUGCGGUAGAGUGUCCUCAUCUGGCAUUGAGCUGAUGGCCCGGCGGGUCCAGCAGCAGCAGCAGCUCCUGCUAAUAGACAUGCAUCUCCUCGCAAACCCCGGAGAGUCUCUGCUUUUGCAGCAGACCCUGGAUCGGCUGCUGCGUUGGCUCUGCCCGAGCCUGCGCAUCUUUCACGUGUCAGAGAGGGCGUCCCCCUUCCGUGGCUGUGCCUGGCCUCGCCUCUGUUCCGUGGCAGGUUACCCAUCUCUAGCAGUCACCUUCUUCCUCCAUGAGGCUUAUGGCGAGGAGCGGAUCCUUCGAGUGCUGGACUUCUUUCAAAGUCCUCCUUGGCAGUACCACCAUACUGAGAGCUGUGGUAACAGAACGGCAGGAGUCCACAUAACCUCCAGCAGCUCCCCAGCCAAAGCCUCACUUCGGCCCUACCUGCUGCCCAGCCGUGACUUCUACAGCCUGGGUGCAGGGAUGCCGGUGUGGGGGGUACGGCCAGUGCACUGCGGAGGGGAGAUUCUGCGCGUGACGCUGUACAGUGGAUACGACAAUUACGAGGACUCAGUGCGGCUCUAUGAGACAGUGUUGCAGCGGCAGGCAGAGGAGCAGAAAGCCGGCUUCUGCUGGUUCAAUCUCCACUCAGAGCCAGGGCUGUGCCUGCAAUUGGCUCUCAAGCAGCUGUCCCCAGGGGUCCGGGUUGAGCCAUGCAAUUCUGCCGUGCUGCAGUUUAAGGUUGAAGAAAUUGGACAGCUUGUACCUCUGCUGCCUAACCCUUGCACACCCAUCAGCACCACACGCUGGCAGACUGAAGACCUGGAUGGAAACAAAGUUCUUUUCCAGGUGAAAACCCCAGCCAAGCCUCAACGACCCUUGACCUGUGCGUUCCCCAUGACCUGCCCUAAUGUCCCCCCUCGAGGGUUUCAGCUGAGGAGCUCAGGAACUGCCCCUACCCAGAGUUACAGUCACAAUCUGCAGCCAUGCAGUGUCAUCAAUCCCCUGAGCCGGCCAGGACACAGACAAGGCCACAGACCCCUUACUGACCCAGGCCUGGAGAAGCUUUAUGUAGGAGGAGGAGAGAGUCUGGGUUCAGACAGCUGCUGCAGCACCCCCCCAGGCAGCUCGUGCUAUUCUUCCCAGCGCAGCAGCCCCGCCCUGCCCUCUGCCCCCAUUCACCAUGACUCUCCUCUGCGCCCCUCCAUCUCUCGCUCCCUCUCCCACCUCCUCCUGGAAGAGGAGGAGGGUGAAGAUCCAGAGACCAACGUGGACACAGGUGUCCCCAUCUCGUCGCAUUCCAAUGCAGCUGUUACUGUGGUAACACGUUCCUCCUCCACAGACGCUCUGUUGGGCCUGCGCACUGAGAGGCCUGCAGCCGUUGGUGCGUCGGCCCUGGAGAGUUUAGCCAGGGAGCUGACUGAGUGUUUGCCCAGGACGCCUAUUCACCCUACAGGUAGCUCCAGGACAUGGGAUCCUGCUGGUUUUAAGAAUGGCUCUUCCUCCAAGGAGACCUGUGGCAGCAGGACAGUAGCAGUGGGGCAGAGUCCCUCCAAAGGGCCUGUGGUGGAGGGAGACAGGACUGCAGCAAAGCCCACGGCCAAGCCUCUGUCAGUGCACACACAGGGCAAUGAGCCUGUGGAUGAGUUCUUCAUCUGA
This is a messenger RNA of Lampris incognitus (smalleye Pacific opah), 1716 nucleotides long. Its product is annotated as protein FAM124B. The record is from RefSeq and is a predicted model, not a curated record. Bases 1 to 1716 code for a protein of 571 amino acids. Lineage: Eukaryota; Metazoa; Chordata; Actinopteri; Lampriformes; Lampridae. The transcript is spliced from 7 exons. Gene Ontology annotation, cellular component: nucleoplasm.